Messenger RNA from Penaeus chinensis, 709 nucleotides. Its product is annotated as protein-L-histidine N-pros-methyltransferase-like. The record is from RefSeq and is a predicted model, not a curated record. The transcript has 4 exons. Lineage: Eukaryota; Metazoa; Arthropoda; Malacostraca; Decapoda; Penaeidae. Bases 74 to 709 code for a protein of 211 amino acids. Gene Ontology annotation, molecular function: protein-L-histidine N-pros-methyltransferase activity.
ACGGUCAGGUGGCGCAUCAGCUGUUUGUGCUUCAGGUGGUUUUUCGUCAAGCAGGUUGCUGGACCGCGGCCGGAUGUUCGUGUGGUCGUCAGCGCAGGCCAAGAAGCUCCUCGUAGGGCCUGGGGAGCAGCCGGAGGAGGACGAGCAGGAAGGGCGGCCGCUGGAAGGAGGACAAGAAGGACAAGGAGUCAGCAGGAGGAAGACGGCGGCGAGGAGGGCAGCUCGGUCCGGCGACGCGGAGAAAGGAUGCGAGGAAGCGGAGCGCAGCGUGGGAGACAUGGCGCUGAAGGAGGAGGGAGUGGACGAGGAGGAGGAGAAGAAGGAGGAGGAGGAGGAGGAGGCGGAGAUGUGGGUGGGUGAGCGCCUGCUGGAUCUCGGAGCAGGGGACGGUCACGUGACUCAGGUCCUGGCCGCGGGCUCCGUACAGGUCGAUGUGACGGAAGCCUCGCCCGUCAUGAGGAAGAGGCUUCGGGACAAGGGCUACAGAGUGCUCGACGUCAGGAGUUGGAUGCAGGAAACGGGAGACACAGAGUAUGACGUCAUCACUUGUCUCAACCUCCUGGACCGCUGUGACACGCCCAAGACCCUCCUGAAGGACAUUUACCGAAAACUCAGACCCGACGGCACGCUGGUGGUUGCUUUGGUCCUGCCCUUCAGCCCCUAUGUGGAGUAUGAUUCCUUAUAUUGGGGCAAUUCCUCCUCUAAAUGA